AUGAAUGAUAAAGAACGCUACAAGAGCUGUGUAAAAACUGAAGUUUAUUUUAAAUCAAUACAUGAUACAAAAAACAAAGAAACACUCAAAAAUAUUGGUUGCUCUGUUGAGCGUGGUUACAGAUAUUUAACUGCAUUGUAUGACAAAACAAUAACGAAUGAUUUGUGUGAGUACUUAAAUCUCUGGCUAGAUGAACAAAAGAUCAAACAUGUCAAUGAUGUUUUUGGAAUUACCCGAGAUGAAUGGAAAAAUAUUGAACAAUUAUGGAAUAUUUUAAUUGAUAAACAAGAUCUCAAUCAGAAGUGUGAAAGAAAGCACGAAGAAAAGGAUAUAUCUGAAUAUCAAAAAAGGAAAAAUUUGAUGACUUACUGUAUAUAUAGAGAUUAUAUUAAAAGCUUAUGUGAACAAUCUAUAAACAGUGGUAUUCAACAUACACAUGUAUGCUAUGCUUUCAAUGGUUUUAUAAAAAAGCAUUAUGAAACAUUUUACAAUGAGGUUCAAUGCAUUCAUAAUUCAGUUGAAACUAAAGAUUAUAGUUAUCAUAUUUCUGAUGAUUGUACACUGUAUAAUAUAGCCAAAACAUUUCCAGGAAUCACUGAACAAGACAAAAAAAACGUAUAUGCUGAUGUGUCAGGAAAACCUAUAGAAAAGUGCAAAGAUACAAAAAAAGUAGCUAAUGUUAAAACAGAAUUAGCUGAUAGUCACACUAGAUCAGAAAAUAAUCCCCUUGGUGCUACAGGAUUAAAUAAUUCAUCAUUAACUGUUGUAAAUUCACCUGAUAAUAAACCUUUGAAAUCGGUCUAUUAUGCUGGAUUAUCAGUAUUAGGAGUUGUUUUCACUUCAAUGGUUUUAUAUAAAGUAAAAGAAUUGUAA
This is a messenger RNA of Plasmodium cynomolgi strain B, 873 nucleotides long. RefSeq lists its product as hypothetical. Bases 1 to 873 code for a protein of 290 amino acids. The transcript has a single exon. The record is from RefSeq and is a predicted model, not a curated record. Lineage: Eukaryota; Apicomplexa; Aconoidasida; Haemosporida; Plasmodiidae.